This is a messenger RNA of Fusarium verticillioides 7600, 3351 nucleotides long. RefSeq lists its product as hypothetical. The record is from RefSeq and is a predicted model, not a curated record. The transcript is spliced from 5 exons. Gene Ontology annotation, molecular function: ATP binding; ATP-dependent chromatin remodeler activity. NCBI's taxonomy places the organism in Eukaryota, Fungi, Ascomycota, Sordariomycetes, Hypocreales, Nectriaceae. Bases 1 to 3096 code for a protein of 1031 amino acids.
AUGGAUACUGAUCCUCCCUCACACCUGAUUGAGGCGACUUCUGAUCCAGGGCCCACGCCUCAGAAUGCUAACUCAAUAGCACGCGCAUCUGAAGGUUCAACUGGAGAGAAGCGCAGCGCGUCACCGACAAACGAUGAUCCUUCAAAGCGCCUCAAGACUUCUCACGAUUCCGCAGAGCCUAGCAGUAACAACGAGCAGCUGGGCAAUGAGAAUGAGACUACCAGAGUCUCUGUCGCCAGUGAAGCUCCAGGAGCCCCAAAAGUUGCCCCUACUUCUCAAAAUGUCCCAAAACGUCCCUCCAGCAUUCGACUUCCUUCUUCCUUUCCACCCAUUCCCCAAGCUGCGAUGCAAGAGCUCAAAGUGUGGCUAGCAACCCAUGCCAAUGCUAGAGCUGGCGAUCAGAUUGCUAGCGGUAGCCAUACACAACUCCUGAAGACAAUGGAACCAUACCAGCAAGAUCUGGAAGCAAUUUGUCGCACAGUGGGAGUUGAAACGAAUGAUAUUGAUUGGAGAGAUGGUGUGACAAUUCCAGGAGUCACGACGGACCAACAGAAAGUAAAGCCCCAUCAGAUUGCUGGUGCCGAGUGGAUCUCGACCACUCUGGACUCGCCACUCCGUGCUGCACUCCUUGCGGAUGAGUGUGGAACUGGAAAGACUGUUCAAAUUGGCCUUGCGCUAGCCAUACAUUAUCACCGAGUGAAAGCAGAGGUUGAGGCGGGAACCUUCAGACCGCGAGAUGAUAAGAGACGGUUCAAGCCAAGCAUCAUCCUCUGUCCCUCUAAUCUCGCAUAUCAGACAUUUCGGGAAUGGUUAAACUGGUUCCCAAACUUCUUUAAAAUCAAGAUCUGCUAUGGAAAAAAGGCCCAAGCGGUUGAUGAGUUGGCGAAACGGCAUACCAUGAAGGGAAAAGUUGGUCUGCAAUCCUGGGUUGAUGAGAAUGCCGCUUCACACAGAAACAUCGAGACCCUUCGUAACAUCGCCAUCAUUCCGUAUGAUACGGCCAGAAGUCGCAUGGUUGACCAGGAGGAAAUGAAAAAGCAAAAAGCCGCCAACCAGACGCGAUUGCAACAGCUUCUCAAGUCGAAGCGAAAGAAACGUCCAGAUGUUGAAAAGCAAGAGCUAAAGUUCUCUAUCCAGGGUCAGAGCUAUAACUGGAUUAUCUGUGAUGAUGUAUACGCCAUUCGGAGACCUCGCACCCAAACACACCAGUUGAUCACCGAGUUGGAGCAUGAAGCGACCCUUGUAGCUUCGGCGACACCACUUCUAAACCACCAAGAGGACAUCCCUCGGUUGUCCGCCCGCGUGUAUUUCAAGCAGGAAGCUUGGCAAGCUCUCCAAAAUGGUGAGAGGUACAGGGGUCUUACUCUAGACCACAUCAUCCAAUCAGAACGUUCAACAGUUGGGCCGAUGACUUUCCGUGAUCAUCGUAUGAGGGAAGAGUACAUCGCAUAUAUCCAGGAAAAGAAGGGUCCCUUGUUCUUAAUGAACCCGGACCUCUUUCAGAAGUUCGGCGAGGAAAUGAAGUCCGAGAAGCCUGGAGUCGCACGGGAAGCUAUUCGGCCUCUUCUGAAUAUGUUUUGUCUUCGCCGUGGAAUGUUGACACCUACGACCAUGCCUGAUGGAACGACUGUGGUGCCAAGCGAAGGUAUUCCCCGAAUGCACAUCAGAACUGUCAACGUUCAACCCUAUAACGACGAAGAUCAGAAUGAUUUGUAUAGAAUCAUAAAGAAGCAUUACCCAAAACUGUUUUAUGAUAGUUGGGACAAGGGUAAAGACAUUGGCCAUGGUACCUUUGACAAAGCACAGCAUUUGUGGCCCAAUCCUACCAUCGUCCGAACGCUGGCUUUGUCCACUACCAACGUCGAAUUUUACCCUCUAACGCUGAAACCCAGUGGUGAGGAUGACAAAGAUUUGCCAUCUGCCCUCAAUUCUCCAAUAGGUCAAAAAGUGACAAACAACAAGCCUUGUUUAGACAGAUUGAACUCACUCAACCUCCCCGAAGCAAACGCUGCCACCACCGAGACUAAGGACCGCAAGGAGAUCGAGAAAGUCCUAGCGAAAGACGGAGUGGGCGGUCUCCUAUGGUAUCUCAGUGAGAUGCAUCAAGAUCAAAAUGUCGAGUUCCCUGAGUCUCGUCAAGACAUCGUGAAAACGUUCUGUGCACGAAGUCCCAAGGUCUGUUGGACAGUAAAACGUGUUCUGGAAUUGAAGGAACAUGGACAUCGCGUUCUAGUAUUUGUUGACAAUCCUUUGACCUCCUUGAUCCUAGCGGCCUUACUUACUAGCAUUGGUGUGACAACUCUAAACAUCAGAAGCUCGAACAAGCCUCGUCGGCGCGCUGAGAUUGUCAGCAAGUUCAACGAUCCAGACGAAAAGAUCGACGCCCUGGUCGUCUCCUUUCAACUUGAUGGAUUCGGUAUGAACCUCCAAGGAGCCUGCCAUCAUGGAAUCGUCGUGGAAUAUCCCGACAACAUCCCCACCCUGCUUCACGGGUUCGGCCGUCUUUGGAGAAUAGGACAGAAGCGUGAGGUCCACUGGGACGUUCUCUAUAUGGAGAACUCGUUCGAUGGUUGGGACGAAACAUGGAUGGUGUCGAAGUAUGCUGACAUCCUUGCCGCUGAGGGAGAAAUUCCAGACGAAAUUCAAGGAGAACAUCGGGUCAUUUGCGCGUUUGAGUUGAUCAAACGGUAUCUUGGACAAGACAGCAACCGGUACCCCCGGACUCGAGUGACCUGGGCUGAACAGGAGCAUCCCUUGGUAGCUCGAGAGGGCCAUUUCUACUCAGCGUUGGCCACCUAUCUCAUGCAGAAUCCAGGACGUUUCAAGGAGGUUGGCCUAAAGCCCUUGUCUCUUAUUGCUCGUCGCUGGAGUCCGGAGCAAGGCGAAUUGACUCUGGAUAUGAUUGAAGGAAACUCUCCCGAACUAGAGGACGGAGUCAUGUUGGACUCGCGCAAUCCUCUCAAGCCCGGCUACGUUGCAGUCAGUGCAGAUGGAGAUCUUCAUCUACGUCUGGAGUUCAGACAAGCCGCCGAGAUUCGGUCGAACUUGGAAGAUGAUGAGUCUCGCUUGAGGAUGGAGCGUGAUAGGCGAAUUUGAGGGGGAACUUCAGAGCGCGGAUGAUAGUUUUGGUACAGAGUUGCAUGGAAUGAUGGAACUUGAUCGUUUGCAUCACGAAAAUGGAAGCGGCAAUUGAGAAUUGAGCCGUCUACAAUAGGGCUCUGGGAACGCAAGGCUGGGAUCGCCGGUUCUAUAUUAUGGAUCUGGGAUUCGGGAGUUUCUGGGCUGAUAGUUGCAGCAUAAGAGUUGAUACUGUGUGAUACUAGCUUCGCCUAAUUUACUUCUUUAUGCAAC